AUGCAAAAAUUAAUUAAUGAUGUACGAAAUUGUAAUGAAUUUACAUUUGAUACUGAAGGUGAAAAAUCAACCAAACAAUUAGCAUUAAUUCAAAUUCAAACAAUACCUCAACAAUUACCAUUUUUUGUUAUAUUAGUAGAACUUGCACAUUUAUCACCAAUUCGUUUAUUAAUUCAUUUACAAAUUAAACAAUUAUUUGAAUUAAUUUUUAAAUUUAGAAAUAACAUAUAUUUUUGGGAACCAUUACGUAAGGAAAUUUAUCCAGCUAUUGUUUAUCAAUGGUUUGAAUGGCCAAUUAAAACAUCAGUGGUUAAUCUUCAACUUAAAUUUGCAGAUUGGUACAGUUGGGCACUAUCUCAUUGUGAGAUGUGUAGCCUGUCAAAUCGUCGUAAUGCUAUUAUUAAUGCUAUUAAUUCUGAUGAACAAAUGAAUUUAUUAUCAAAAUGUACUUGUCAUAAACCAAGUCCUUAUCGUCCUAAUGAACCAUAA
Messenger RNA from Rotaria sordida, 489 nucleotides. NCBI's taxonomy places the organism in Eukaryota, Metazoa, Rotifera, Eurotatoria, Philodinida, Philodinidae. The record is from the annotation of a GenBank genome assembly.